GCCUGAGAGGAAAAGGGGGGGAGAGAGAGGGAGGGGGGAGAGAUCUGAGAUAAGCAGGGAGGGUCCCCCCAAAACAAGAAGUGGGGAGAAAGCAGAGGGACUGAGGAAGACGGCAGAGAAGAGGCAGAAGGAGAGAUUGCUGAGAAAGGGAAGGUGGAAGGAGAGGUGAAAGAGUGAGAAAGAGGGGAAAGCAGAAAAGGAGGGGGGGAGAAAGACAGGUGGAGAAAGAAAAGCGAGAAGAGCAGAGGGAGGGACAGCAGAAGGUAAGCCGGGGAAAGAAGGAGGCAGCUCAGAAGAGGCUAGUCCGCGGGGAGGGAGGGAGGGAGGGAGAGGCGGUGGGAAAGAAAGAAAGAGAAAAGAAAAGAAAAGAGAGCGAGAAAGAAGUUAAGUUAAGGACGCAUCGCGGGCAGCAGCGCCUCCUUCCCCCGCCACCGGCCAGCGCCAGCGCCAGCGCCCCCAGCCGCGUAGCGGGCAGUCCCGCCGCUCAGGCGCCUGAGGGGACGAGGCGGCGAAGCGGGGCGAGCUCUUCCACCCCGCACCCCCGCGCGCAAACUCUUCACGGCCGGAGCGCCUUCCCCUCCCCGGACGCCACCCGAGCAUCUUCCGCAUCUAAUUGACGUGGGCGGUGGGGGGGAGGUGGUGGUAUCCCCAGGAGAAGGGGCGGGAGGAGGAGGAAGAUGGAGGCGUCGAGGAAAGAGACCUAGGGAGCGGGAGAGCGAGAGGGCAUGGAAAGGGCAGGGGGCUUCCGAGGAUGAGGGCUCUCUCUCGGGGGGCGUAAGGGCCGGCCGCGAGGAGGCUCGACUUCCAUCUCCGGAGGCUGCGGACGGGGGUCUUUGCCGCGGGAUGCUGAGGAGGGGGCAGCUCCAGGUUUAAGACCCCCUCCUGCCCCACCAGGAUGUGGACCGGACCAGGCGGGGGGCUCUGCCUGCUGGGAUCGCUGCUGCUGCUGCUGCUGCUGGGAGCAACUUGUAUGGCUGUGCAAUUUGUUCCUGCAAAGACCUACGAGGACUGGUGGGCAUACAAGGAAACACUUCAUGGAAGCUUUGUGCCAGGUCCUCCAUUCUGGGGUCUUGUGAAUUCAGCGUGGAGCCUCUGUGCCAUUGGCAAACGCCAGUCUCCAGUGGACGUCAACACAAGCCAAAUGGUUUUUGACCCCUUCCUCCCUCCGCUUCGACUCAGCAUUGGUGGAAAGAAGAUUAGUGGAACCAUGUACAACACAGGCCGGCACGUCUCUUUUCGUCCAGAUCCGCUACAACUGGUUAAUGUUUCGGGAGGGCCUCUGCCAUACAGUCACCGGCUCCAAGAGAUACGGCUGCAUUUUGGCAGCGAAGACGGAUUUGGCUCAGAGCACCGGAUAGAUGGUGACAGCUUUUCUGCUGAGGUGCAGCUGAUCCACUACAACCAAGAACUCUACCCCAAUAUUUCAGAGGCUUCACGCAAUCCCAAUGGUUUGGCUGUCAUUUCCAUCUUUGCCAAUAUUGGACCAAAUCCUAACCCUUUCCUGACCAGGCUGUUAAACAGAGAAACUAUUACCCGGAUCUCAUAUAAGAAUGAUGCUUAUCUUCUACAUGACUUGAGCCUUGAAGAUCUUUAUCCAGAGACAUUUGGUUUUAUCACUUACCAAGGAUCCAUGUCAACCCCUCCGUGCUACGAAACAGCCACCUGGAUCCUCAUUGACCGCCCCAUCAAUAUUACCUCCGUUCAGAUUCACUCCCUUCGUCUUCUCAGUCAGAACCUCCCUUCUCAAAUUUUCCGGAGCAUGAGUGACAACUCGAGACCUCUCCAGCCCCUUUUACACCGAAGCCUUCGGGGCAACCGAGACCCACGGCGCCCCACUAAACGUUGCAAAGGAGCCUCCUACAGGCUACAUGUUGAUGGAACACGGGCUCCCAAAACAGCCAUGUAGUUCUGUUGCAACCUGUUUUGUCCUCCUGAAUGUCUGAGUGCAACCAUCGCUCAAACUUCAGUGUCCGACUGAGGAAGUUACAACCUCCCAUCUCUGAAUGAUUGCUGUGGCUUCCAUUGUGGGAAAGGCAACGUGUGGGGUACCAGGGAACCAGGCUGGAAUUUCUGCCUUGGGGUGUUUGGAAAACAAUGAUCACAUUAUGGUUGGGUUGCCAAAGGCUUAAACAAUGAAAUGAGGGCUAUUCAUUUGCAGAAUAUGGCAUGUCUCCCCCAAUGGUAUAGUCUAGUGUUAAAAGAAGGCGGGGGUAUCCAGAAAUGUGAGGACUAGAACCUUCACAUUGCCUCCCUGGGUCUCCUAAAGCAAUGCCGUCUGUCCUGGAGAUCAAAUAUAUUCAAAAUCUUUAUCAGUUGUAAAUGUUAGGUGGAGGGAAUUCACCCCAAAUUAUAGGCAGAGCAGCUAAGCUGUAUCAGGCAGACAGCUGUAUUCCAAAUACUGUAUGCACCUUAGACUGUUUGGUUGGAAAUAGAAAUGCAGAGGAAUAUCCUCAUAAUACCCUAGUGAGCCCCCAAUAUGUUUAUGGGGCAUUCUGAAUAGUUUUCUCAAAGACUUGAAAUGCCACGCAUCUCAGGAAGUUUAAGAGGGGGGAACAGCAUUACAUGGGCAUAACCCCACAAACUCUAAGCUUCGUAUGUUAUUUUUAAGAAGAGUUAAUACACUUGGAACUUUAAUCUGGGUAAAACUUGAGAGAAUCUGGGGUGGAAAAUAGAAAUAUGAUCUCCCUCCCAAAUCUCUCUAUCCUGGGGGGUUUGGGAGAACAGGUAAAAUAAGGGAUCUGUGCUUAUCAUUUCAUUCUGAAUGGCCUUCAACAGCCCUAACUGUGAAACAGGAGAGGGAGUAUUUUUAUUGCCAAAAGAACCCACCUUUUGAAUAUUGAUGAGUAUUAUUAAUUUAAGAAAAACACUGGUUUUCCAAACAAGCUUUGUUUACUUUGGAGUGAAAUUAUUUCAUUGAGACAAGGGCCUAGUCUGUCACUUUAAGUGGCAGGGCCCAAUUCACACCAUGUUGGAAUUGUCACAUGGGUAUUCAAGAGGGGUCAAAAAAGUCAAGAUGGUGGCCACAACUGCAUGAUUGAACUUCUGUCCCUUUUUUAUGUGUGUGGUAUGCACCACAGUGUAGAAAGGGGCAGGGUGCCUUCAUCUUGACUUUUUUGACAACACCACCCCCUGGUGCCCUGAUUCAUCAUAUAAAUAGUGGUGGCAAAGGGAAUUGGAAGAACAUAUUGGAAAGAAAGGGGAAGGGAUCUAGCCCCCUCUGCUCUCUUCGUCUGCCUGCAUCUCCACCUGCAACCAGCAGACUCACAUUUGUGGCCCCUGAUGCCACAAGAAGGCUACCAACAUGAUCAUGAAUGCUCAGAGAUGCAAUUUCUCCUUUUUCAAAUGAAACAAAUUCAGCCCUCAAUCAGUGGGAUAAGCCUAUGUUUGGUUUAGCAGAAUUAUUGCAAACAAAACAGAAAAUCUAGAUUGGUGCCCCCAGGUGGGUUCCUGCAGCAAGGCAUUUGAGGACAUCUUCCUCCUUCAUCUGUAGGACAUCAAGGCCUCCAGACAUUUUGAAAAUUUCCUUUUAAAGCAAUGACAGGAAAUCUGGUGAUAACGCCACCAUAUGGAGUCCUCCCUAAGGUCAGAGAGAAGCAUAAACAAAAUACGCCACAUGAAGCUUUCAUCCCCCAGGGCCAAAAAUUCACCACCAUUCCAGUGAUGUCACUGCCAUGUUCCUUCCUUAGAGGAACAUAUAUAUUUACGCACACGCCCAUAUACAUACAUAUACAUGCAUACAUAGGGAACCCUGCAACAGUCACAUACGCUCACACACACACAACCAAACGUAUGCCUUCCCCCCACCCCAUACAGAGAAAGCCUUCUUCCAAGACAGAAGUCUGCAGAUAUGCAGACACGCACAGUUUUUCAGUGACAGCCGUGUUCCCUACUCAGUUCAGAAUUAAGACUCCUUAUAAUCGCUCUGUGGAGAGUCAUUUCUAUGGAUAAACUCUAUGCAUAAACUCUGUUGGGUGUCUGGAGAUCCUGCAAAAUACAAAAAAAAUCCACCAAAACUCAAGGGGACCAUUGCAAGUACAAAAUUAAUAUACCAGCUCUAUGGCUGUAGGCUUUUUGCUUUAAAAAAUUUAUAUACUGCCCUUCUACUAGUCUCCCAGAAUGAUUGAUAAAAUAUUAUUUUAAAUGCACCCCCUCCCCAAUGUUGUAUAAUGAAUGAUAGAAAGUUAAAAUGAUAAUAUAAAUCUCUCUUUCUGGCAUCUAAAAGAUAGGAAUGAUCUCAGAUCUGGCCUUCUGAGUGCUUGGCUGCUUGAGGCAACACAUCUGGAAUCUGAUAGAGCUGGCAGAUCAACCAAACAUCAAAACAACCAUAGGACAGCCUUUUUCCCUAGCUGAGGGGGUGCUAGGCAGACCAUGUGGUACCCCCUCUGUGUUCUCUAUCCCCUUUUCUCUGUUUCUCAGCAGCUGCAUUUGAGGCAACUGCCUCUUCUUCCCUUAAGGGUAAAGCUGGUCCUGAUGUUGGCAAACAUCUGGGUGAGAAUUCAUAUCUUCUGUUCACUCUACUGCAACCCUCUCUCUGUUAAAUACUCAUCCAGUUUACACAUCCAAAUUUAGCACUGCAAGUAAACAUAUGGCUUCCUGAAGUACUAUUUGAUGCAGUUCAUAGAUCCAUAACUAAAUAAUAUUUUUAAAGGCCAAAGAACAGAGGUAGAACUCUCGUUUUGGAAGCAAGGCAAUUCCAAACUUUCACCUCUGUUUUAAAUCUUGGAUGAACUGAAGGCAGAUCUGGAUUAGUUGAUCAAUCUCUGGGUAAUAAGCAGAUGAUCAACAAGGAUUUCCGACUCCUUUUUUAGCCAUAACUCAUUUUCCUCAAAGAACUGCAGAAAACACUUCUGAUAAUCCAGAAAGCAUUUCUACCUGCAAGGACCUUGAGUUCUGCUACUUGAAGUACAUUACUGAGAAGAUAAAUCUUUGACCACCUAGUUAAUGAUUUUAUAUCUGACUCUUGUUGGUGGUACUUAACAUUUGUGGUUAUAAAAUAAAAUCUGACCCCAAAGUCCAUCCACCAUGACUGCAUUAAACGGAGCACAGGUGAAAGAGUUGGGAUGAGUUCUCAGUGACCUCUUGAAAGGCCACAGCUGUUGCAACAGAAUAGGAAUGAAGUUCUUCCUUUGGAGUUAAUCUUAUCUCCAUCUAAACCAGCUAUUAAUGGUAUUCCAUCUAGGGAUUAUCCAUUUUUAAUUGUGCAAAGCUCUCUCCAUCAGCUUCCUACUUUGGCAAAGCACAGGACAGACAAAACAAAUUCCAUAGCUCAGGGCUGAUCAAACUACAAAUGGUUGUCUGGGAAGUCACAAAAGUUCAGAAGUUUCAUUGCAUUUGAAUCCAAAGGGAGAUUUUUCCUCUCCUGUCUCAGAAUUAGGAAUAGGGUUAGACGGGGAUCAGGAAUAUCCAAGUUUGAAUUCCCAUCCUGUCACAGGGUUCACUGGGUUACUUCAGACCAGUCACAUUUCUCAGCCUAACCUAUCUUAUAACAAGAAGGGCAAAUCACCUUGAACUCAGUAGAAGAAUGACUAAACAGAAAUGUAGCAAACAAAUGGCAGUUUUUUUAUGUAAGGUUGUACAACUGUAUUGCAAAACAGCAGUUUUCAGCUGCUAAGACCAGGACUUUCCUGAAGGCAAGGAAACUGCUUCUGACGGUGUCUAGGCUUAACUGAGUAAACUGGGCACAAAUGUAAGGCUGAGAUUACAAAUGGUGAUUUGAUUGCUCCUUGUUACCACUCCUUCUGCCCAGCUAUAGAGUACACUCUGGCCUUACAGCACACUGGGAUUCACAGCAAUUUAAUUGCCUCGUGAAGAUCUGGCAGUAGUUGCUUUUCCAACGUUAUAAAAAGGGAGCACCUGGCCGAUUUCAAGAUUUACAUUCUCCAGAACAGAAAUAAAUGGUUGGAGUGACCUUAUUAACUACAGCUCCCGUGGGGACAGUCAUUUCCU
Molecule: messenger RNA, 5946 nt
Organism: Python bivittatus (Burmese python)
Lineage: Eukaryota; Metazoa; Chordata; Lepidosauria; Squamata; Pythonidae
Source: RefSeq, a predicted model, not a curated record